ACGAUCCACCAAGCACACGAAGCAGGCUGUCUCUGUCCGAAGUUGUGGUGCCGCGUCCUGACCGUUACUGCCCCUGACUCUGGACUGAUUGUGGUAGUUGUGUCUUUCACUCUCCGAUACUAUGGCGUCCUCCAUUGCCGAACCAAGAUUGCCUGGACAGCAGGCGAAGAAGAAACGGAAACGCGUCAGUGCCAAGUUCCGGCGCUUGACCAAGGAGCGUCGGCAGGCCAAUGCCCGCGAGCGCGACCGUGCGGAUUCGCUACGGAGAGCCUUCUUGUCGCUGGAGGGCAGUCUUCCUCACAACCUCAAAGAACAGCUUCCCACCCGCUUCGGCACAAUGUUAGCCGCCAUACUGUACAUCGGGCACCUGACAGAGUUGGUGUGUGGUCGGGAAAGUCCCGCUUUGGAAGUGGCCAACAGAGCGACUUGCAGACGCUAUCAAGGAUUGACGGGCAACGACGGAGAAGCAGGUGAAGAAGAAUCAGACGCCCUUGUAGCAGAGGAUGAUCAUAGACAGAUUGAGCUCAGCCUGGACGUCGGAGAACUGCUCAUCCAGCCAGCAUCCAAACCGACUGGCUGCGCAAAUGGUGGUCCCGUGCCGUGCACAGCAGAGAGCUUGACACCUCAGUCACCGCUUCUUUCGACUUCAUCUCCCUUUUCACAGUCAUCAUCACCGUCACCCGACGCUAGCACAAGUAGCAAUUGCAGUAGAAGUGGUAGCAGCGGCGGUGGCAGCAGCAAUAGUGACUCGCUGUCAGACCUUGAUUUGUUGUCUUCUAGCUCUCACACGUCGCUGCUUGCUGCUGCUGAAUCUCUAGAGCAUGGCAUGUGCGGCGGUGGCUCAGUAGAUCUCUUCAGCGGGUCACUGUUCAGCAUGCCCGACCUGGGAACCGAUGACAUAUUCGCCGACCUGUUCGAUAACAAUGUUCACCGCUUCUUGCCACCAGGGCCAGUGUUAUCUUGACUGCCUUGAGCCACCGACGAUGCCACUGGAA
Messenger RNA from Sycon ciliatum, 995 nucleotides. RefSeq lists its product as uncharacterized. Gene Ontology annotation, molecular function: protein dimerization activity; DNA-binding transcription factor activity, RNA polymerase II-specific; RNA polymerase II transcription regulatory region sequence-specific DNA binding. The record is from RefSeq and is a predicted model, not a curated record. Bases 122 to 964 code for a protein of 280 amino acids. Gene Ontology annotation, biological process: regulation of transcription by RNA polymerase II; developmental process. The transcript is spliced from 2 exons. NCBI's taxonomy places the organism in Eukaryota, Metazoa, Porifera, Calcarea, Leucosolenida, Sycettidae.